GUGCGCAGGACACCGCCCUCACCCAGCCCCGGCGCGCCCACUCGGCCCCUGGCAUUUUCCCGCGCUGCGUGGGAGCACCGCCCCUGAUAUCUCCCCUCGCCUAUCCCGCGCCUUGCGGUCCGCGAGCCCCGCCUCUGCCCUCGCGCCCGGCCUAUCCCGCGCGGCGCUGAAUGCGAGCCCUGCCCGCUCCCCGCGCGGGGGUUGGCGCUCGUCUGAGACGUCACCAGCGCGGCGAGGCGGACGCGGAGUUUCCCUUGGCCCGCGGCGAUGCCCAAGCGGGGCAGCCCCUUCGGGGACGCGGCCCCGCUGCAGCUGAAGGUUCGCGUGGGCUGGAAGGAGCUGGGGCGCGGCGUGUGCGCCGAGCGUUACUCGCGGGAGAUCUUCGAGAGGACCAGACAGCUCCUCUUUCGAGGGGCCCAGGCCUACAUGCACCACGCCUGGGAGGAGAGCUGCGCCGUCGUUGACCUGCCGGAGUCCCCGAAGCCUGGCCCCGUGGAGGCCCCUCGGGCCGCACGUGGGCAGAUGCUGAUCGGACCAGACGGACGGCUGACCAGGAGGGGAGCCCAGGCCUGCGAAGCCGACGUGUCCGGGGCGGCGUCCAGAGCCUGCUCCUCGUGCGUUCGAGCCGCGGACGGGACAGUGGUGUGCGCCCAGUGUGAGCGCGCCUUGUGCGGGCGCUGCGUGCGCACCUGCAGGGGCUGCGGGGCGGCGGCCUGCGCCCUGUGCGCCCUCCUGGACUGCGGUGACGCCCACGAGGAGGUGCUCUGUGCCGGCUGCGCGGUGUUCGAAGCCUGAGGGCCGGAGGGGCCGCCGUGCCUGGACAGCCUCACUGGUGCCUGCGCAGAGGGGGGGCUUGCUUUUUGAUAUUUGUGCUCCUAGAGACAGACUGAAUAAAUCCUGUAUAUUUGGGUAA
Phyllostomus hastatus (greater spear-nosed bat) is the source of this 913-nucleotide messenger RNA. RefSeq names its product SIVA1 apoptosis inducing factor (gene SIVA1). Gene Ontology annotation, biological process: extrinsic apoptotic signaling pathway. The coding region runs from base 268 to 795 and encodes 175 amino acids. Lineage: Eukaryota; Metazoa; Chordata; Mammalia; Chiroptera; Phyllostomidae. The record is from RefSeq and is a predicted model, not a curated record. The transcript is spliced from 4 exons. Gene Ontology annotation, molecular function: CD27 receptor binding.